AUGAUCAAAUUCAGCAUUCUAGUAGCGGUAUGUUCCACAAUCUCAGCACGCACACAUCGAGUCCAGCAUGAUGUCUACUGGAAUUCAUCGAAUCCUGUAUUUGAACCUUUCGACAAUGCAAUCGACUCUCCUGGUUACUACGAAUUACCUGCUAGGCCUCUAGAUAUUAUAAAAUUCCACUGUCCACGGAGGAAAGCUAGGGAAUUUAGUCUUAUCUAUAAGGUUUCCUUCGAGGAAUUUCAGCGAUGUUCGUUGAGUCCCAGUGCAGCUCUAGUAGUUUCUUGCGAUGGUGAGCAUCAUAGUGGUCGCUACACUUUGCAAUCAGACGAAGCAGAGAACGGGCAGGUCUACUUUAUAACCACAUCAUUUGGUGACAAGGAAGGCCUGUACAAUCGGCGCCUUGGCCUGUGCAAUGAGAAAAACAUGCGAAUGGCUGUAAACUUCGAUGGAAAAGAGUUGAUUCUACGACAAGAUCCGGUGCUUGGUUCUGACAUCGAUCUCCAGCGUCUCCUGAAGGAUCGCUUUUACUUAGCUGAGGAGAAUGGUGAACUAAAUUGGAAGAAAAAUGUCCUACCAGAUGUUGAAUUCGACUGGAAGACGUAUCUACAAAAUCACGAUCGAAAAAUGAAAUUUGACAAAUCGUUGCAAAUCGAACCGAUUCCGCUUGAUGACGAAUUCGUUACUCGAUGGGAGGAAUUAAGGAAUCACCGAAUAGAGAAUGAGCUUGGAUUCUUGGUACAAUCCGAGACUAUUGUUGGAAAAGCUGCUUCAACCUUUUGUACCUCCGUUACGAUAAUCGUCGUUGCCGCUUUCAUUACUAUGCAUUGGAUGCGAUAAGUGCUUCUUACAGCAAUUAAUUGUUCACUUGUUGUUUUCCCUCACUGGCUGAUGCUUCAUUGUACGUAUUUUUGCGUACCUUUUUUGUUGGUCCUAUCCUGUAGUUAUUGUUUUGUGACUAUGCACUUUGCUCGAUCUCCUCGUGAUUAGUUCACAUUUUUCCACUGCAUUGACUAUUGUUCCAUUGUGUAGAUUUGUACAGUCUAUCGAUUAUCUCUUUCAUAAAAU
Molecule: messenger RNA, 1065 nt
Organism: Cylicocyclus nassatus
Lineage: Eukaryota; Metazoa; Nematoda; Chromadorea; Rhabditida; Strongylidae
Source: the annotation of a GenBank genome assembly